Cherax quadricarinatus is the source of this 7189-nucleotide messenger RNA. RefSeq names its product NAD-dependent methylenetetrahydrofolate dehydrogenase (gene Nmdmc). Gene Ontology annotation, molecular function: methylenetetrahydrofolate dehydrogenase (NADP+) activity; methenyltetrahydrofolate cyclohydrolase activity. The record is from RefSeq and is a predicted model, not a curated record. Gene Ontology annotation, biological process: tetrahydrofolate interconversion. Gene Ontology annotation, cellular component: cytosol. Lineage: Eukaryota; Metazoa; Arthropoda; Malacostraca; Decapoda; Parastacidae.
AGACCGUCGUGUUAGCCACUAGACCAGCUAGCUUAAACCCGCGGUCAGAGAGUCUCACAACUCCAGACCGUCGUGUUAGCCACUAGACCAGCUAGCUUAAACCCGCGGUCAGAGAGUCUCACAACUCCAGACCGUCGUGUUAGCCACUAGACCAGCUAGCUUAAACCCGCGGUCAGAGAGUCUCACAACUCCAGACCGUCGUGUUAGCCACUAGACCAGCUAGCUUAAACCCGCGGUCAGAGAGUCUCUCAACUCUAGACCGUCGUGUUAGCCACUAGACCAGCUAGCUUAAACCCGCGGUCAGAGAGUCUCUCAACUCCAGACCGUCGUGUUAGCCACUAGACCAGCUAGCUUAAACCCGCGGUCAGAGAGUCUCUCAACUCCAGACCGUCGUGUUAGCCACUAGACCAGCUAGCUUAAACCCGCGGUCAGAGAGUCUCACAACUCCAGACCGUCGUGUUAGCCACUAGACCAGCUAGCUUAAACCCGCGGUCAGAGAGUCUCACAACUCCAGACCGUCGUGUUAGCCACUAGACCAGCUAGCUUAAACCCGCGGUCAGAGAGUCUCUCAACUCCAGACCGUCGUGUUAGCCACUAGACCAGCUAGCUUAAACCCGCGGUCAGAGAGUCUCACAACUCCAGACCGUCGUGUUAGCCACUAGACCAGCUAGCUUAAACCCGCGGUCAGAGAGUCUCACAACUCUAGACCGUCGUGAUAGUGUGGUGUGUGCACUUGUUGAGUGUGGUGUGUGCACUUGUUGAGUGUGGUGUGUGCACUUGUUGAGUGUGGUGUGUGCACUUGUUGAGUGUGGUGUGUGUACUUGUUGAGUGUGGUGUGUGCACUUGUUGAGUGUGGUGUGUGUACUUGUUGAGUGUGGUGUGUGCACUUGUUGAGUGUGGUGUGUGCACUUGUUGAGUGUGGUGUGUGCACUUGUUGAGUGUGGUGUGUGCACUUGUUGAGUGUGGUGUGUGUACUUGUUGAGUGUGGUGUGUGCACUUGUUGAGUGUGGUGUGUGCACUUGUUGAGUGUGGUGUGUGCACUUGUUGAGUGUGGUGUGUGUACUUGUUGAGUGUGGUGUGUGUACUUGUUGAGUGUGGUGUGUGCACUUGUUGAGUGUGGUGUGUGCACUUGUUGAGUGUGGUGUGUGCACUUGUUGAGUGUGGUGUGUGUACUUGUUGAGUGUGGUGUGUGUACUUGUUAAGUGAUAGUGUGGUGUGUACUUGUUAAGUGAUAGUGUGGUGUGUGUACUUGGUAAGUUGUAGUGUGUGCACUUGUUAAGUGAAAGUUAAGACACUUGUGCAACAUCUGGUUAUCUUUAUUGUAGACGUUUCGCCAUCCAGUGGCUUUAUCAAUACAAAUUCUUGGACAUAAUAAGAAAAACGAAGAACUAUAUACAAAAGAUGAGGUAAUCAGUCCCUCGGCCUUGGAGGUGGUGUUUAGAGCACCGUGGUUGUAGAGAUUCUGAAGCUUUUGCUUCUGAUGACCAGAGCUUUGGUAAGAUGGGUAAGGAAGAAGGAUGGGUAAGGAUGGAAAUAUUGGAAAAGGGUGGGAGGGGGGGGGGAGAGGUAGGAUAUAAAAGGUAAGUGGCCCAACCACUUUGGUGCAAUUUAAAAAGUCAAUGUGAAUUAAUAAGAUAUUCUUUAAGAGGUAUAAUACUAACCCAUCAGAGUCACCUCACUACAGUAUAUAAGCCACGUCUACGGCCCUAUGCUGUACAUUCUACAAGAUUGAUGGACUGAACACAUCGACUCCAGGCUGAGGGACUGAUUACCUCAUACUCCUCUCCUUACGCUUUCCUCUUUGUAUUGGACUGAUGAGGCCACUGUGUGGCGAAACGUUUCCUGAAUAAAGAUUCCCAUAUGCUGCAUAAGUGUCUCAAUCUUCAACUUGUCGGUUUUUCAAACCAUUCAUCACAAUCCCCCUUAUGUAUGUUGGGAGGCAGUUGAACAGUCUCGGGCCCCUGACACUUGUUGUAUGGUCUCUUAACGUGCUAGUGACACCCCUGCUUUUCAUUGGGGGGAUGGUGCAUCGUCUGCCAAGUCUUUUGCUUUCGUAGUGAGUGAUUUUCGUGUGCAAGUUCGGUACUAGUCCCUCUAGGUGAACAGGACAACAGGUAUAAGAAAACGUGUUAAAAUGUUUUCACUUCCCGGGCCGUGUGUUUGUGUGUGUGAAGCGAGUUUUGCCAACCAGGUCACUGGUCCACCAGCACUGGCACACAGUAUUGCAAUACACACAGUAGGUGGUCACGCCUCAAAUAUCUUUUAUUAUACAACAAAGAAGUUCAGUUCCAUAGUCAGAUAGUUCCUGACUAUGGAACUGAACUUCUCCAGGCUGAGGGACUGACAACCUCAAAUUCUACGACUUCAAGGGUGAUGGACUGAUUACAUCGUCUUCACAUCUCUACUGUUCCUGCCUACUUUCUGUAUUCGACUGAAGAAGCCUACUGUGUAGGCGAAACGUUUCGGAAUAAGUUGCCUAACUGUUGCCUAUGUCUUAUCUACCAACUUGUCGGUAUUGUAUACCAUUUUGAUAUUCAAUAUUUUAUUACAUGUAAACUAUAUUGUGUAUUACUGCAUAAAAAUUAAAAUUUGUUUACUUAAUAAAUGAAAGUAUAGAGAGGGAGGAGAGUGAUUUCUUAUAUAAUUAACAUUCGUAUAACUUAGUAUUUUAAGUUGAUCUCUAUUGAAUGUUUAUGUAAACUAUUCCUAUUUCACCUCUUUUAUUGUAAGUGAUCUUCACGUAGCUGCUUUAAUUUUAAUUUUAAAGGUUAUAAUCAUGAAUGAUAUCUGCUGUUUCUUACAGCUAGGCUUUAAAUAAUAAGAUAUUACAAGGACCAGAAUGGAAAUAAGUUAUUUCAUUUGGCUUUUUUUGGAUUAUCCUGGUUUAUUUACACAUAUUACUGUGUAUGAUAAUUGUGAUCAUUUUAAUUUAUGUAAGUAUUAUGUGUACUUGUACAUAAAUAAACUUACUCUUCUCUGCUGGAUGCUGUAAGACAUACAUAAAUAUAUAACAUUUCCAUGGCAUAAUUUGGUAAGCAUUGACUGGUAGUAUAGAUGUGACUCGACCAACAUUAAACAGUGCCAACUUGAAGCAUCGAGUUACAAUUACUGGUCUAAUUCUGACUACUGAUAGUACAGUGCCAAUGUUAGUGGAGUCUUAUUUUACCUGAUCUGACAAAUUCCACUAUUCUUCUCUAAAGGUCUCUAACCUUCAUCAAGAACCGUGUUUGACACCCAUAUUUUUUUUCCAGAUCUACGAAUUUUUUCAGUUACUGUCUCAGUUGAGUGCUGGGCAUCAACCUCUGGUGGGGUAUGGGCAUGGGUGCCCACCUGACCUACAUAACAACCUGGUGUUGCCAUUACUAUUCUGACCUGACCUGUGUGUUCCUGGUUCUCGCAAGUUUGUGCAACAUUUCUUGUGUAGGACGUGUGAAGUAGAACCUGUGAAGUAGAACCUGUGAAGUAGAACCUGUGAAGUAGAACCUGUGAAGUAGAACCUGUGAAGUAGAACCUGUGAAGUAGAACCUGUGAAGUAGAACCUGUGAAGUAGAACCUGUGAAGUAGAACCUGUGAAGUAGAACCUGUGAAGUAGAACCUGUGAAGUAGAACCUGUGAAGUACAGCAUCACUGCUGCUGCCUCUCAUAACAUUACAUGCUUAGCACCUAGCACUAUGCUGGGAAGAACAGGCCUUGUUCACCAAAUAAUAUGGGGAGCAAGACAUUUUUCACUAGCAUCAAGGAAGCACUUGCAGUUGACAUGUUGCAGACAAAGAGCUACGCUAAUAGAUGGGAAGAAGGUUGCUGCUGAAAUUUACGAGGAGCUUUAUUUAGAAGUUCAAAAUAUGGUAGCAUGUGGACGGCGAGCACCUCAUCUGGUGCUUGUAAGAGUAGGUAAUGACCCUGCUUCUGGCACCUAUGUCAAGAAUAAAAUCAAGGCAGCUGAUAAGAUUGGUAUUCAAAGUACCAUUCACCAUUUGCCACAAGACACCAGCAAGUCGACUCUCUUAAAACUUUUGAAUGAGCUCAAUGUUGAUCCAGAUGUUGAUGGCAUUCUGGUACAGCUUCCACUACCAGACCACAUAGAAGAAAAGGUUGUGUGCAACUCUGUGAGUCCAGAGAAGGAUGUUGAUGGGUUCCAUGUAGUCAAUAUUGGGAGGUUUUGUUUAGAUAUGCACAGCAUGCCAUGUACCCCUCUAGGGGUCAUGGAGCUUAUUAAGCGGUAUGGCAUAAAGACCUUUGGUAAGAAUGCAGUUGUUUGUGGAGUAGCAAGAAUGUUGGGUGCCAUUGCUAUGCUGCUGCACGGAGAUGGGAUUCGCCCAGAUGGCAAACUAGGUGGUAUGGAUGCAACCACGACUAUAUGUCACCGAUACACACCAGCAGAGCAACUCCGCGUUUUUAUUGCUACGGCAGACAUCAUCGUUACCGCAGCUGGUCUUCCAGGUCUCAUCACUGGAGACAUGAUCAAGCCAGGAUGUGCCAUAUUAGAUGUUGGAAUUAAUCGAAUCAAAGAUCCAGUUACAGGCAAACUCUCACUUGUAGGAGAUUGUGAUUUUGAAAGUUGUGUAGAAAAAGCAUCUUACAUAACUCCAGUUCCAGGUGGUGUUGGUCCAAUGACUGUGGCAAUGUUGAUGUGCAACACAGUUUCAGCUGCUAAGAACAAUGCUGUUGAUAUCAGGCUUAGCAAAGAUUAGCUUUCAUUUGCACUUGUUGCAGUAUUAAGUGCUAAGCCUGUAUGAGGCGUACAGCUAAGUGGGUUUUGCAAUUUUUUAAGGUGGUAUGUAUCUGUGGCAAAGUGUUAAACAGGGAGUGUAGUGCCUGGGAAAUGGGAUUACUCAAGGAAAGUUUCUUAAUGCUGGUAAGGGGUUCUUGAUCCAAGGAAUAGGACCUGUCCCACCCUUCCUAAUUGUCUCCCAGGUGCUAUAUGACCCACAGAGGGAUGACUAAGGGAACUAAUGCGCCAGACAAGCUAACAAGAAAAGCUAAAGAUAGGAGUUUUGGAAAGGAGCCAGUAAUGUAAUAAUACUCAGGUGCUGGAGUGUGAUCAUAAUUAAUCCAAGAAGCUCUGAUAACUGGGAGAAUGAAAUUAAAAGGUGUUGGACUAUUUGUGGCACUUGAUAUGUUCAUUUGUGACAACUGAAAACUACUUAUCCUGUAACCCCCUACCAAUGUUGCCAUUAACCCCAAAAACUAUUCCAGUUUUGUCCAAGUCAGAAUAGGGUAAAUCUGGCAAGGAAAUGGACAAAUUUUGGACACCAGAAUGUCCAGGAACCCAGUAAAAUACUCUGCUGCAGAGGCAGCAGCCAGUGUUGAAAGACAGAAGACAGUGAAAUGUAGAGAAAGCUGCAAAUAGCUAACAGUUCAUUUGGUACAAGACCAUGAAUGAAAUAACAAGGAGCUGUUUCAUGGGAAGCUGCCCCAAAUACCUGCGAUGGAGCCUAUCAUUGGUACACUAUAGUGUAUUCACUGGGGCAGUGCCAUUUACAGUAUAUUGAAGCACUGAAUCCAGCAGUCAUGUUUGAUCCAAGGGAAGGUUUUACUCUUUACUAGAGGCUUCACUGCCAUGAAGCUCCUCUAGAAGGGCAUGUGCUAUCAUAGUUGGCCUUCUGUAUGUUUAGUGUACCGACUUACAGGUAAUACAUGUAUAUACCAUUUCCCGUUGUAAUUUAAUAAAACUUUUGCACAUACUUUUUAUUUGUCAUUGGAAAUGCAAGAACAGUCAACUUCACCUUUUGUGGGGGAAGUGCUAUACAUUUAGGGGGUCUCGUGCCACUGAAGUUCAAUCCAAGGGUUGAAACAUUCCUUAAACUGUUGUGACCCCUUGGAAAUGAAGUGGCAGAGCAUAGGUAGGAAACCAUGAUCCUAUUGGAAAUUUUUAACUAUGGUUAGAAUGGAAAGCACAGAAUACCAAGGUGGUGGUAAUAGCUCAUAUGGAUAGUAGUUUGGAAAAGAAUUGGGCAAUCUCUAUGGUGGGUAGAGUAACAUUUCCACAGUGGUGAGGGCAGGUGCAAGAAAUGGUAUAAAGGAAGAGUAAGUUUAUGGGUUAGUAUGUCUAGAUCAGGUGUUACCAAUCUGGGGGUGUGAGAUUGCAUUUCAGGGGGUUCAGUUGGGUUAAAUUUGUUUAUCCACAGCACUAUUUUGUUAAAUUGGAGAUUUAAAAAUUAGAAUUUUACUUAACCUUCAAAUGUGAUUACUUUUGUCGAGGGGAAGUGGGGAGGGGGAUAGGUGGCAACAAACAUUUACUAGGGGGUGCAGGGCAUAGAAAAGGUUGGGAACCCCUGGUGUAGAUCUUUAAGAACAUUGGUUUAAGAGAUGGAAAGUAAACUGGUCUCUGCCAGACCAAUUUACUCUUGCAUGGUCUGUACAGUUCAUUUUUUGAAUGAGGUAAAAGUAUUUCAGGGACAACGGAAGACUUGGGGGAAAAAUGACAAAGGGAACAUACAAAGACUAAGGGUUGGAUACCGUAGAGCACAUUAUUAUAAUAAAAAAAAGCACUAAACCACAAGGGCUAUACUGCGCUGCAGGGCAAGAAGGAAGUGGGGGUAUCAGGUGGCAAAAGGGAGAAGGAUAAUUAGUAGGUUACGGAGAACAGUGGGGCAGUGGAUAGUACAGGGGUAGAGGGUAGCAAGAGAUUGAGGUUUAGAAAGGGCUGAGGGGAGUGUGAAAGGUAUUGUCAUCAGAGUUUGCGGAGUAAGUCAGUUGUUGUCAAGAAGUCAAUGAGAGAGUCAGGAUUAAAGGAGAGUCCAUCAGCAAGAAGGGAAGGUAGAGAGUGUAGUAGAGCCGAGACAACGACUGAGGUAAAUUCUGCGUGCUCAUUGAUAGAGAGGGCAGUCUAACAGAAUGUGGCUAACCGAUACUGGAACCUGAUACGUCUCAGAGAGGAACAGGGUGCCCCAUGAGUAAGACGAGUGUGGCCAAUGCGAAGACAGGAGAGAGCAGUCUCUCAAUCUCGACAGUGAUGACAAGAAGAUGGCCAGUAACCCAUACUCGGUUUAAUAGAAUGAAGUUCGUUACCGAGUAAAUUAGACCAACAUUGUUGCCAACGGGUGUGAAGGUGGGUAGCUAUUACAGCAAAAUAGUCCGCAAAUGGAACACCUCUAUAUGAAACUGAUAGGUCAUGUACUGCUGACCACGCACCAGUGUCUGCCUGUUCAUUGCCCUGUACGUCAACAUGACCAGGGACCCAACAAAA